AUGCAAACAGCGAAGACAAGUACGACGCCUCUCAGGCAGUUAGCACUUCAUUCGACUACCACAUGCUCGUCGCACGCAACGACAUAUGGAAAAUGUAUACUUGCUGCUUAUACAGAUGUUCGCAAAGAUUCUUGCAAACAAGAAUUUGAAAAGUUCGGGCAGUGUUUGCGUGAAGCUGUAUGUCUUGCCCGUGAUGAUAAAGGAAGCAUCUUCUGA
Messenger RNA from Suillus subaureus, 216 nucleotides. RefSeq lists its product as uncharacterized. Lineage: Eukaryota; Fungi; Basidiomycota; Agaricomycetes; Boletales; Suillaceae. Gene Ontology annotation, cellular component: mitochondrion. The coding region runs from base 1 to 216 and encodes 71 amino acids. Gene Ontology annotation, biological process: mitochondrial respiratory chain complex I assembly. The transcript has a single exon. The record is from RefSeq and is a predicted model, not a curated record.